Molecule: messenger RNA, 3396 nt
Organism: Hirsutella rhossiliensis
Lineage: Eukaryota; Fungi; Ascomycota; Sordariomycetes; Hypocreales; Ophiocordycipitaceae
Product: reverse transcriptase (RNA-dependent DNA polymerase) domain-containing protein
Exons: 9
Coding region: 1-3396 (1131 amino acids)
Molecular function (GO): nucleic acid binding
Source: RefSeq, a predicted model, not a curated record
AUGAACAAGGACUGGUGGAACUCGGAACAGCAACGCAUGGGAUAUGCAGUCUCAUGCCUGAAAGCCAAAGCGCACGACCAAGUCAGCUACAACAUCAAAGAUGGCAUGGUCCUUUUCGACAGCGUCAACGCCAUUAAGGCCGUCCUCCAAUCAGCCUUCGGAGACAUCGACGCGAAAGCCACCGCCCAGCGCAAGAUCUUUGACAUGAGGCAAGGGCAUAGGUCGCUCACGGUAUUCCUCCCUGAAUGGUAUGCCACCGCCAAGCUCACGGAGUGGGAUAGUGAGGCCCUCAUUGCGCACCUCCGGCGCGCUCUCCACGACGACAUUACAUGGAGGCUUUCCCUCACCAAGAGCAAGGACACGCCCACCGAUCUCACCCAGUUUAUGGAUCUCGUCCGCACCUGCGAUAGCGAAUGCCGACAACUCGACGCCAACUACUUCAAGAAAGAGAACGCCAGUGGCUCAACCAAGCACGGUGGCCGUGUACCGGCCCCCGCCGUAACGCCAUUAACGACCCCCAAUGACUCGGGAGAUUCCAUGGAUUUAAGCGCGAUCACAUGGGGAGCGGAAGACGUUGCCUCGGGUCGCAGGCCAAAGACCGACGCGGAGAGGGCAGCACGCAAAGCCUAUUGCACAAAACAUGGACUCUGCCAUUGGUGCAUUGACGACAAAUCAACGUCGAUCAAAACGAACGCAAUGCUUGACUCGGGUGCCACAGGAAAGGGGUUCGUAGACGAAUCCUUCGCGCAUGACCACAAGUUCACGCUUCACAAACUACGGAACCGUCGCCGGUUGAAUGUGGUCGACGGAAGACCCUCCUCAGCUGGCGACAUCACCCACCUUGGGAAGUACGACAUCAUCCUCGGAAAGCCUUGGCUGACAGAUCACAACCCCAUCAUUAAUUGGAGCACAAACAUGGUCAGUUUCAACUCUGACCACUGUCGCCGACGCUGCAUGGAGAAAGGACAAUAUCAACUGGCAGUCUUUGGAGCCAGUCCGUUGGCCAUUUCGACAACCACUACGACACUGCCACCCCCGCCAAUCCCCAGAAGGGUCGGCGCAGCCGCGUUCUACAUGCUGGCCGAAAAGCGCGACGUCGACGUAUUCUCACUAUCGCUCUACGAGAUCGACAAAAGGCUGGCUGAGCUCGGCGUCAUCACUGAAGCCUCCACAUUCGUAGAGCCAAAGGCACCUCGAUUCGGCCAGGCACUUACAGACUUACAAAAGAUGAACCGAGAACUCGAGCGACAGGACGGAAUGGUGGCCCAUCUCCCGGAGAGCCAACAAGCCCACGAACUCCAAGCCCGCCGGAAAACAGCAGCCGACAUGUACCUUUCAGGAGCGUCCCUCGAGGAUAUUCACAAAGCCCUCGAACCCAAGACUCUGUCGGAGGCAGACAAACUUCCUCCCCACCGGGGCUGCGAUCACGAAAUUCAGCUUCAACCAGGCACAACCCCACCGCAUGGGCCCCUCUACGGCAUGUCCGAGGACGAGCUCGUCGUUCUCCGGAAGUUUCUGCAGGAAAACCUCGACAAAGGGUUCAUUCGGGCCAGCACGUCUCCAGCAGCCUCGCCCGUGCUGUUCGCGAAGAAGCCAGGGGGCGGCCUGCGUUUUUGUGUGGACUACCGCGGGCUCAAUGCCAUAACCAUCAAGAACCGGUAUCCACUGCCACUGAUCCAAGAGACCCUCUCCCAGCUCAGCCAAGCCAGGUUCUGCACGGCGUACAUCGACGACAUCCUCAUUUACUCGAACGAUCUUGCCUCCCAUAGACUACACGUCAAAUCAGUCUUGCAAGCACUCGAAGCCGCAGGCCUACAGCUUGAUGUCAGGAAGUGCGAAUUCGAGACCACUGAAGUAAAGUACCUCGGCAUGAUCAUCUCCACCACUGGCGAGGCAUUCGACGCGCUCAAAAGUAGCUUCACUUCAGCGCCAAUCCUCAGACACUUUGACCCCGCAAAAGAAGUGUUUGUCGAAUGUGACGCGUCCGACUUUGUCUCUUCAGGCAUCCUCUCCCAGGAAGACGACCAGGGAGUAUUACACCCAGUGGCUUUCAUGUCCAAAAAGUACGACCCGGCCGAGUGCAACUACGAGAUCUACGACAAAGAACUUCUCGCCAUUUUGCGAUGCUUCGAAUGCUGGCGACCCGAACUACAAGGCGCACACCAUCAGAUUACGGUCGUUAGGUGGAGCGAGUUCCUCUCACAGUUUCAAUUCGCCAUCAAGUCAAUACCAGGGAAAGAGAACGGGAAGCCCGACGCUCUCACGCGAAGAUCGCAAGACCUACCACAAAACGAAACUGACGACCGCAUCCGGUACCAACAACAGUCACUGCUCAAACCCCACAACAUUGACCGUUCAGUACAAGAACAACUGAAGCUUGACCCUGAACUGGCAGAACUCUUCGCAAACCUUUGCUGGGAGCAAGAGAUCUCUCUCUGCCCCAUCACGCGACUUCUCGACAAAGGCUACGAAGAUGACGAAUGGUGGAUGAAAAUCAGGGACGAGAUGCUCAAGCCCCACGGCACGGAGAACGCCAACGCAUUCCUCGAGCAAUAUCUUCGCCAGUACGUUAGCUUCGCUCAGGACAAUUGGGACGAGUGGCUCCCACUAGCCGAAUUCGCAGCCCGCAACGUUGUAAACGACUCAACUGGGAUGUCCCCAUUCUUUGCGAACACAGGCUACCACCCUCGGAUGAGUUUUGGCCCUCCUCGACCAAUACCACGCGCAGCACCCAAAGACCUAGCAGAGCGCGGCAGCGAGGGCAACAGCUUCGCCAUCAAGAUGCAAGAGAUCACCGAUCUGCUACGGACAAACCUUGCUUCAGCCCAGGCGUCACAAGAGCAAUUCGCCAACGCAAACAGGACCCCGGCACCGGCGUAUCGAGUUGGCGACAUGGUGCUGCUGAGCACACGAAACAUCCGUUCAGCCAGGCCCAUCCCCAAACUUGAUCACAAAUUCAUUGGCCCUUUCCGAGUCGAGCGUGUGCUCAACGCUCACGCCUACCAGCUAAAGUUGCCACAUGAAUUACAGUCUCUUCACAACUCGUUCCAUACCAACCUCCUGCGACCAGCACCGAACGACCCGCUGCCGGGCCAAUACAACCCAACCCCCCCGCCAAUCGCACUAGAUGCAAACGGAGAAAAACUGUGGGCGAUUGAAGCAAUUCUGGAUUCAAAGCGCACAAGGCAGAAUGGUUUCCAGUACCACGUACAAUGGAGGGGCUAUGACCUCGAAGAAGCAACAUGGGAGCCGCUGCACAACGUUGUUAACGCACACAUAGCCAUCAAAGAGUUCGAGAAGCUCCACAGGACCAAACCACGGCCAACGAAACAAGAAAUGCGAAAUGCUCAUCGCCAAGCUGCCCGAGGCGUGGUUGAAUCAGAAGCGGUGGACUGA